Molecule: messenger RNA, 2958 nt
Organism: Patella vulgata (common limpet)
Lineage: Eukaryota; Metazoa; Mollusca; Gastropoda; Patellidae
Product: retinal guanylyl cyclase 2-like
Exons: 17
Coding region: 42-2315 (757 amino acids)
Biological process (GO): protein phosphorylation; cGMP biosynthetic process; receptor guanylyl cyclase signaling pathway
Molecular function (GO): ATP binding; protein kinase activity; peptide receptor activity
Source: RefSeq, a predicted model, not a curated record
GUAUCAUCCAUUACCAAAAUAAUGAACAUCAAGUCAUAGGUAUGGUCACUGAGGGAUAUAAUUACAUCUCUGACGUUAUGGAUUGGCCGUCUGGUACUUUGCCCGUGGAUUGUUGCACCACAGAAAGUAACAUAGGAGUUAUUAUUGGUUCUGUAAUAGGAACUCUAUCAACUGUAGCUGUCAUCAUAUUUAUGGUCUUAUUAUACAAAAAAUGUCACCACAAAAAGGAGACGGUGAACAGAUUAUGGGGUAGAAAUGGACCGGAACUCAAAUUACGACGAGACAAAGUAACAAAAAUAUCGCCAGCUACAACUGCAACAAGUAAUAAUACACAGAACAAUUUACCAAAACGACGACGUUUAGUUAGAAUGGAGACGGUCGCUACGUUGGGAUUUGGUUCAAAUGUGAGUCUGGAUAAAACACGCUAUUUUACAACAGUUGGGCAAUUCAAAGGUUCUAUCGUAGCUGUCAAACAACUACAAGGUCGAUCAAUUCGUUUAACUAAUACAACUAUAGACGAUUUAAAUAAAAUUAUGGAAUUACGUCACGAUAAUUUAAACCAGUUUGUAGGAGCUAGGUUAGAUAGUGAUACUGGCUAUAUUUUAUAUAAAUACUGUGCUAAAGGCAGUCUACGAGAUGUACUAGAGAACGAUGAUAUCAAGUUAGAUUGGGUGUUUAAAAUGUCUUUCGCUAUUGAUAUAUCCAAGGGUAUGGAAUACAUCCAUAAAUGCCCAUUAAAGUCUCACGGUAAUUUAAAAUCCAGUAAUUGUGUAAUAGACAGUAGAUGGGUUGUUAAGAUCACGGAUUUUGGAGCCCUUACGGGUAAAACCGACAAAACAGAUACACAAGACGAGCAAGCUUAUAGCAAACGUUUGCUGUGGACAGCACCAGAAUUAUUACGAAUGAGUAAAAUACCGAAGAAAGGAAGUCAGAAAGGCGAUGUUUAUAGUUUUUCUAUAAUAUUACAAGAAAUUUUAUUACGUUGUUUACCUUAUUAUUACAACACCCUUCCAUAUACAGAUAUUAUUGAAAAGGUUAAGGAAAAGACGGAGCCACUGUACCGUCCUGUUAUACCCUCAGAUUGUAGGCCAGAUGAUUCUGCUGUUAAUUUAAUGAAAGGGUGUUGGAAUGAAGAUGCUGCUCAGCGUCCAGAUUUUAGAUCAAUUAGAAAGCAUUUAAUAGACUUAAAUGGCGGAAGGAAAACUAAUAUAAUGGAUAAUAUGAUUCAACUAUUGGAAGCUUAUAGUAAUAAUCUAGAAGACCUUGUAGCAGAAAGAACAGAUGAACUCGCACAAGAAAAAUUAAAAACUGAAAGACUUUUAUGUCAGAUGCUACCCCCCGCCGUAGCAGAGCAACUUAAAUUAGGUCGACCAGUAAUACCGGAAACAUUUGAUGAGGUGUCCAUUUUCUUUUCUGAUAUAGUUGGCUUUACACAUCUAGCUAGUAUUAGUGAACCACUACAGGUGGUUGAUUUAUUAAAUGAUUUGUACACAACUUUUGAUGGUAUUAUAGCUACACACGAUGUUUAUAAAGUUGAGACAAUCGGCGAUGCUUACAUGUGUGUUAGUGGUGUUCCCAAUCGCAAUGGUAAACGUCAUUCAGGAGAAAUAGCCAAUAUGGCGCUGGAUUUAAUUAGUGCAGUGCACAACUUCCGGAUCCGUCACUUACCCGAAGAACGAUUAUUACUACGCGUUGGACUACAUACAGGAUCGUGCGCAGCUGGUGUAGUUGGACAGAUCAUGCCUAGAUAUUGUUUAUUUGGUGAUACGGUCAAUAUGGCGUCUAGAAUGGAAUCAAUGGGCAAAGCGCUACAUAUACACAUGAGUAUUGAUAUGAACGAAGCAUUGACAGAUUUAGAUGAAGGGUUUUUAACUGUACAAAGAGGCAAUGUUCACGUUAAGGGAAAAGGCGUCCAGAAAACAUUUUGGUUAGUUGGUAAGAAAUCCUACCAUAAAGCCCUACCAGAGGCCAUGUUAAGGUUUCACCAGAAGACAUGCGACGAUGGAUUGAGAACCAGGUCGCCAUCUGUAAAAUCUUUGGGUAUCUCAGAUAAAUAUGAAGAUAGCAUGUAUUCCGGAUUAUUACGGAAACCAUCGAUAACUACAAAUAACUCUUCGAUCUCGUUAAACAGUAUCGAUUAUCGAUCAGAUAUCGUCAAUAAUGACUUAUUAUCGGUUGAUGAACCCUUCAGGUUUGAAUGUUCGUACGAUAAAAGACACAGUACUUCGAGUUAUAUUUCUUUGGAUACGGAAGAUGAUGACGAUGCCUUCAAGAAAAUCAUUGUGCCGCGAAUAGACGUAACAGAAUUGCCGUAAUGUUGACUAAUACUGUUUACGUUGCAUAUGAGUUGGGAGUGCUACGUGAAAUGUUUGAGUGCAGUGGGAAAUGGCAUGGCUGUGUACCCAAGAUCAUACAUGUUAGGCUCCAAAUUUGGAGUACUGACUUAACAAACAGCUCCAGAAUAUAUCGUAUCUUUUAGUGAAAAGAUUUUUGGAAGUUAUGUAUAUAUUAAUAUCACGUGUGAAUUAUAAAGGUAUGACCAAAGUCCCGAUGCGCCAUCUUACCGCCUAUGAAUCAUUUGCAAACUACAAUAUUGUGAAAGAGGAAUCUGUAACAGGAAUAUCAUCAGCCCAAAACUGGGUUCAAUUCUGUUCAGUAUUUACAAAGAUAUGUGGAAUUUAAAUUUCAUCGAUCUAUGCUGAUCGCUGUGCAAUAAGCCCGCCGCCAUUUUGUUGACGGGGCAAUUUAUUGAUAGGCCGGGAGAAUUAUAUAGAUAUUUUAGCAAAAAUUCCAAUGGCGCAUCAGGACUUUAAAAUUUAAUACAGUUGUAAUAUUCUUUAUAUUGAUGAAAGGAACAUUUUGUUCUUUAAUUGUAUAGAUGUUCUUUAAUUGUAUGCGAAUAUAUUCGAUUUACUUAGUAGGGUUUAAUUUUCCGUCAUUUAGUCAAAGGGUUGAUGA